Messenger RNA from Loa loa (African eye worm), 528 nucleotides. RefSeq lists its product as hypothetical. The coding region runs from base 1 to 528 and encodes 175 amino acids. The transcript has 4 exons. Lineage: Eukaryota; Metazoa; Nematoda; Chromadorea; Rhabditida; Onchocercidae. The record is from RefSeq and is a predicted model, not a curated record.
AUGGAAAUUGGCGAGAUUAUAGCACGAUAUACUUAUGGUUUGGAAAUGAAUUUUAUUAUGGUCCAUUACAUUGGAGCUAUUUUGGCUUUUGGAUGUGGUUUGGUAUACAUUUGGGCCCAAACACUCUUCAGUUAUUGGAUGCGACCUGAGUUUAUAAAAGCUACAGUACUACAUUGUCGCCUAUUUCUGAGUUGUUUGUCAACCAUUUUCUUCAUCACUAUGGGAAUAUUUGGAACAAUAUUUGGGCAGCAUGCAGAAAAUUGGUUCUGCUGCAAGCAACUUAAACGGACACUGGAAAGCAACCCGCAUUAUGUGGAACAUAUGAUUGCUACCUGUUCGGAAUGGUUGCUAGCAAUUUGUUUCGAAUUUUAUAUUCUUACUUUUGCAAUUGAAUUUCGACAUAUAAGCUGUCAUGGACCGAAACUAAAAUUGAAUUUGGAUACAUUCUAUCAAAUUAAUCAAUUUAACGCUGAUAACGCUGAUAAAACUACUGGGACCCGUAUUGAAUCUAACAAUAUGAGUGGAUAG